Molecule: messenger RNA, 1928 nt
Organism: Coregonus clupeaformis (lake whitefish)
Lineage: Eukaryota; Metazoa; Chordata; Actinopteri; Salmoniformes; Salmonidae
Product: josephin-1-like
Exons: 6
Coding region: 752-1462 (236 amino acids)
Biological process (GO): protein deubiquitination
Molecular function (GO): cysteine-type deubiquitinase activity
Source: RefSeq, a predicted model, not a curated record
UUGCGCAUGCUCAUAUAGAAAUACGGCGCUACAAGGAAAAAGUGCUGAAGACAAAGGACUAAACAACCCCAGGAAAAGAGGCGAAACGAUUAAUUUCACCAGGAUUAUGACAACCCUACUACAGUAGUAUCGCAUAAAGCGAAAGCUGCCUUCCUGUUCCACUGGAUUUUAGCUAGAGCGAUGGAUUUGAAUAUCAGCUAUUUUCCUAAGGAGUCCUGUCUAAAUGUCACAAAGCGUCCUGUAUCAAGUCCCUCAUCUUUUCCGCUGGAGCUAACUCUUAAUGGUGGAGCCGUGGUCCUCUUGGCUCUCUAGAAAUGGAAAGAACUCGUAAGCUCUAGUGACACUUGAGGUGCUAAAAAAAAUAAAAGUCACGAGGACAGACAUCAGAAUGGAGGAAGUUGAAAAAAGAGACGCGUACUCUUGCUUCUCUUGCUAGUUUUUGUUUUGCCAUCGAUGACCCUCGUGGUUGAUUCUCUUUUUAUACUGAAGCAGCUGGAAUAUCAAUGUCUACACACCCAACGUUUUGUUCACAUAAUUCAAUCCAGGCCUCCUCCACUCCAAACUUGAACACUGUUUGUUAGCCUGCAGUUUUUUUAUUUUCUUCCAAUUGUCCCUUUUGAAACGGCAGGUGUAGCUGAAGUGACCUGGACCCCCUCAGUGUAACCCACCUCCCCCUAGCCACACGCACGCCCUUACAGCAGCUGAAAGGUUGCCAUGGCGACUGCAGUCGUGUCGGUGUAGUGACAGGGUGAUGGGGAGUGCUCCAUGUUCCGGUAAGGGGAGGGCGGGAGGGGGGCUGCAGGACCUGGGCUGUAUGCCAUGGAAGCUGAGCAAGCAGAAAGAGGUGGUGGCGCGAGGGGGGGAGGAGAGGUCAGACCUUGGAGAGCAUGAUCUAUCGACCCCUCCGGCCCCGCCUCCACUGCCCAUCUACCACGAGAAGCAGCGGCGGGAGCUGUGUGCUCUGCACGCGCUCAAUAACGUCUUCCAGGAUGGGGCAGCUUUCAGCAGGGAUACUCUCCAGGACAUCUACCAGAGACUCUCUCCUGGCACUCUGGUAACCCCCCACAAGAAGAGCAUGCUGGGGAAUGGGAACUAUGACGUGAAUGUCAUUAUGGCCGCUCUGCAGACACGAGGAUACGAGGCUGUCUGGUGGGAUAAAAGAAGGGAUGUGGGCAGUAUUGCGCUAACCAACGUAACGGGCUUCAUCCUGAACGUCCCGUCCAAUCUGCGCUGGGGUCCGCUGCGCCUGCCACUCAAACGCCAGCACUGGAUAGGGGUGCGGGAGGUGGGCGGAGUCUAUUACAACCUUGACUCCAAACUACGCAGUCCACACACCAUCGGAAACCCUGAUGAGCUCAGGAAGUUCCUGCGUCACCAGCUGAGAGGGAAAAAUGGUGAGCUCCUAUUGGUGGUGUCUGAGGAGGUGGAGGUCCACCAAACAUGGAGAUCAGAUGGCUGUUGAUUGACCUUUUCUCUACCGGAUUAGACUUUUCCCAGUUCUUGCUCGGGAUAACAGGCAUGAUCCAAUCAGGGGACAGAUUGAAGAGCCGGUGGGGUUGUGUUCAGCCAGUCACACAGAUGCACACCGACCAGACAUACUUUUUUUGCUCACACACAUAUUGCUGGACUAUGGCUGAUGAGACCUGAAGCGAUGAAGGAAACAGACGAAUACAGGGAGGUCACGAAGAAAUCACACUACACAAUACUCAGAUUUAUAAACGUGUUUGGGAUUCUAAUGUGUUUUUAUAUAUAUUGAUGACUAUUUUUCAAUGUUACUUUUGAUUUUUUUUGUACGUUACCGUUUCCAGUUUCCAAGUGUGAGAGGCAUGUGACUGUGUGUAAUACUACCCGUCUGUCGCUCUCGCUAGCGCUCUCUCUCUCUAUAUAUCUGUCUCUCUGUCCCCUCUCUCUCUAUAUAUAUCUGUCUC